GUUUCCGUGCCGCGGUAACGAAGAGAUCCGUUGGAAACCGAUUUUCCGAAGGAUUUCACUUUUUUCUUCUAAUUUUUGAACUAAAAAACCAGUUUUCAAUGCCACUGUCUUGUUUGAACUUAUUAUGGAAUGUGGUUGGUAUGCAUAUCAAUCAAAGUCUGGUGAAACUCUCUUCUUUUUCAACAAAAUAACUGGACAGUACAGGUGGCUGUCAUGUUCUUGUUCCAAAAAUCUUGAGCCUUGGAUUCCUGAUGUUAACUCCUUUGGGGGCAUUGCCUCCGAGGUAAUAGAAUAUGAUAAGCCAGAUAAUAUGACAAGUGUUCAUGUCCGAAGCAUCGCCACAGAAACAGACCUACCUGCUGCUCGGAAGACUCUCAACACACAGGGCACCCAGACCGAGUGCUUGGAUGAUAUUUCAUGUACUGAUGAUCCAUUAUCACAAAAUGUUCUUUCAACGAUAAUACUAAAUAACAGUAAUCACAAGAAGGUCCUCUUAGGGGAUAAUUCUAAGCCUGUUCUAUCCAGAAACACUUUUCUGUUACAAGAAAAUAAUAGCAGUUGUAAAUGCAGAGGUGAAGAGAAUUGCAAUGGUUCCUCCACAGAAUCCAAGCAAACUUACAAAAAGGUGAAACUGUUUGAGUGCUCGUACUGUGAAAAGGCGUUUACUUCAUAUGCUUUCCUAGUUAAACAUGAAAAGUAUCACGUUGAAAAUGACAGCCAAAAGAAGGUUUGCGAUGAUCUUGAGGAAACCAGAUCUGUAAAUUCCAUUUCCUUUGACCCUGAAGUGGAACAAGAAGAGACAAAAAAGAACUGCCAUUUGAUGAAGGGUGUUACGAAACAAAACACUGUUGUUUCCACUUUGAUCAACACCCCUCCCUCAACUCAGGCAGACAGUAUUCCCUUUUUUCAAGCCUGCUUCCAAUGUGGAAAGAGUUGCACAAUGUCUGAUGAGUUUGACUCACAUUUACAAGAACACCUGAAGGAACAGUUUUGUAACCCAUGCCGAAAAUCCUUCAAAGAUGCUAACCAAUUUAUGAAGCAUAUUUGCAGUUAUCAUGUUACUCUAAGACGAAAAUGUCAUCUUUGUAAGGGAAAGUAUUUGCUCAAGAGCUCACUUACAAACCAUCUAUGGCAUUUCCACAAAGUAGCCAGCAAUGAUGAAGAAGAAAGAGGUGCUGUUAGUUAUUCACAGAAGUGUGGAUCUUGUGAGGCUUCAUUUAAGCUGUCAGACAAGCUCAUGGAACACCAGAGAGCAAUGAAACACAAGGGGAUAAAAUAUCAAUGUCAUGGAUGUGGAAAACUUUAUGCCGUGCUCAUUGAUCUACAGCAGCACUUAAUACAGGAGCAUAAUCUUGAUUCUCAAAGCACAAGCUCCAGUCUGUCCAGCAAUAGCCACAAAAAGCCUUCGCAACAUAAGGAAAGUCUUAUCAAGAAGAUUAAAAGCUUGGAUUCUGUUCAACCAGAUAGGGAUGCUCAGCGUUAUUGGUGUAACGAGUGUGGUGUUUCAUACACAUGGUCUUGUGACCUUGUUAAGCACAAGAUAAAGAAAAGAUGUUGUUUGGAUAGACCCAUAGUACAAAUGAUUGGUAACAGCCAGCACUACAUUUGCAGUUAUUGUGACAGACCUUUUGAUGACAAGGAACAGUUUGGGAAACACUACGUUAACCAUUUUAAGAAAAACACGCCUAUCAAUUGCGAUCGAUGCACAAAAACGUUUUCCACAUUCCAAUCUUUAGAGAACCACUUUGCAGUUCAUUUAGAAGAAAAGAUCAAGGAGGCAAACAACAAGGGUUACCUAAAGCCAUACUCCUGUGAAGAAUGUGGAAAGUCUUUUGGUACAGUUAGAAAUCUUAGAAGGCACAUCAAACGUAACCACACAAAGGAGAAACAAGAUAAGGCAAUGGGGAAAUUCUGCUGUGAUAUCUGCAAUAAAGUCUAUAGCCACGGAAGCACUCUUUCAACUCACAAGAAAACACACUCAGUCCAGAAUAAUUCAUUUCCACAACGAGCAGCACAAACAAGUACAAGCACAGCGACAGAGCCUGUAACCAAGCUGAAAAGACCAGCAGAAAUAAAUGCUAAUAAAAAUGGCAAUUUGCGAAAAUUUAAGUGUAACAAAUGCCAUAGAACAUUCUUCAAUGCUGAAUGUCUAAGCAGGCACAAGAAGUUGCUCAACCAUGGAAUAGUGCUUCAUUUAAGAAGCUCACAUGUUGCCAAUACUGUGGAAGAACCAAAAAGCAGAUCCCAAAACAUCUAUAAUUGUCAAGUGUGCCAAAAGUCUUUCAAAUACUAUAACAUGUUCUACAAGCAUCGUUCAGCUCACAAAGUAGAAAAAGUUAGAGGAUGUACAAUCUGUGGAAAGUUUUUUAAAGUCAAUGCAUUAUCUAGCCAGAGGUUAUGUCUGUCCUGCAAAAAGGCCCCUCCAAAGAUCACUAAGGAUUUCUUUAGUUGUAACAUUUGUGGUAAGGCGUUCUUAGAAUCAAGAAGUUUGAAAGGCCACAUGCAAGCUCACAGUAAAGGACAUUUUGAUUGUAUGAGUUGCAGUAUUGCAUUUUCAAGUGCCGAGAGGUUGAAYGAGCACAUGAGAAAUCACAAAAAUGAGGUCAGAAAAUUAAAGAAUUUCAAAUCUAAAUUCAAAGGGAAGUUUCAUGAGUGUAACAAUUGUCAGAAGYUCUAUUCAAGCAGAAAAAAUCUUGUGAGACAUAGGAAGAUAUGUAUGAGAAAAGAAAACAACCAACCAGGAAGCAGCCCUGUGAAUAUUGCAGUCAAGAAGAAUAGUGCAGUCAAGAAGAAUAGUGUUGGAAAAAAAGCCCAAAAGAAAAAUGACAAAAAUAAUCAGAACUACAGUUGUCAGAAGUGUCAGAAAUCUUUCGUGCUGUUUAGCGAAUUUUACAGUCAUUGCUCAGAACAUGGAGAAGAGAAGCCGUGUUGUAAGUGUGACAAACUUUUGUCAUCAUCUAGUAGCUUGAAACGCCACCUCACCGAAAUACACUCUGGAGAUCAUACSUUUUAUUGCCAUAUAUGUUCUGAGGAGUUCUACAGUUUGAAUGGUUUAGUAAAUCAUAUAACACUUGUUCCUGGAGCCAAGAGGCAUAAAUGCAAUGAAUGUGGCCAAGUAUUUGCUUUGUGUAAUGGUCUAAUGGACCAUGUAAAAACACAUGCACAGUGAGAUGAUUUUCAGUCAGUGCAAUGGCCUAACUAUAAUGGAACUAUCUUUUCAGUGGUCUAAAGAAAGCCCAGCCAGGGGGAAAACCUUUUUUUUGCAUCCGAAGACAAAUUAUGUAAAACAUUUUGCUCUUUCAAAUCUUUGUUUUUUUCACAAUGUUUCACUGGGAAUGGAACUUUCUUCAAGAAGUUUUAACCAAUAAUUUUUAAACCCCAUUUUUUCCAUUCUGAAUUAUUUUUAACUUAUCUUAAACUGGUUAAARCAUGUAUGUAUGUAGCUUGCAAAAUUCACCUAUAAUGUUUUCACUUUUAGACUGUGGGCCUAACAUAAAGCCUUAGUUUUUAUGGUUCGUUUUUUAUGAUGCUGAGAUGCUGAGGAGCAGAUAUUAAUGUAGUUUGGUUGCUUGAUAAGGGUGUAAAAUUAAUUGCAAAAACCCUCAUUUGCAACUUUGAAUAGAGACCACUUAAUUCACACUUAUCUCAAAAUUGCGAGGCAAUAAUAUGAAAGAAACUCCACGAAUGGACCGUUUUCUCAAGGUUGCAUGCGCAUCCAAAUUUAAGGAGCUUGACAGGCCAGGGUACCAGAACAGGAGCUUA
This is a messenger RNA of Actinia tenebrosa (Australian red waratah sea anemone), 3762 nucleotides long. RefSeq lists its product as uncharacterized. The record is from RefSeq and is a predicted model, not a curated record. Lineage: Eukaryota; Metazoa; Cnidaria; Anthozoa; Actiniaria; Actiniidae.